Messenger RNA from Selaginella moellendorffii, 666 nucleotides. RefSeq names its product 10 kDa chaperonin, mitochondrial. The coding region runs from base 24 to 347 and encodes 107 amino acids. Lineage: Eukaryota; Viridiplantae; Streptophyta; Lycopodiopsida; Selaginellales; Selaginellaceae. Gene Ontology annotation, molecular function: protein-folding chaperone binding; ATP binding; metal ion binding. Gene Ontology annotation, cellular component: mitochondrial matrix. The transcript has 3 exons. The record is from RefSeq and is a predicted model, not a curated record.
UUUAGAGGACGCCGCGAAGCGCAAUGGCGAUGAAGGUGAUCGCUCCCGCGAAUAAGAAAAUCCUUCCCUUGAUGUCCAGGGUCCUCCUCAGUAAGAUCGAGAGCCACGCCGAGAAAACCAAGGCCGGAAUCAUACUGCCCACAUCACACUACUCCGAGAACGAGGUAACAAUGGCCAAAGUGGUCGCUGUUGGCCCCGGAGAGGUGACCGAAGGUGGGAAACUCAUCCCGGUGUUCGUCAAGGUUGGGGACACUGUUUUAAUCGGAGAGCAUGGCGGACAUAGAGUGAACGAUGAGAAUUUGUACCUCUUCAGGGACGAGGACAUUGUCGGAAUUAUUCACGACUAAUGCUGCUAGACGCAAACGAAAACAAUCGGAUUUUUCCUUCUUCCUAGACGUAGAAACAUUAGAUGCCAGAAACUAGCUAGAGAGUGUCGCCGUGAGCUCGGUUUGAGAGGUUUUGCUUACUACAGGGCGCGCGGUGGUGCGAUCUUUGCCAUCCCGAGCCAUGCGACGACACCCAAGACGAGCACAGCCCAGCCGAGAACGUCAUACUUGAAGUCAUUGUUUUGCUUCUUCUUCCUUCCCUGGAGAAGUGGAAGAAAAGAAGAACUUUGUCAGGAGAAACUAUCUCGAAACUAUAUCUAGAAGAUCACCUUUGCCGAGA